AGAAGAAAAUUACACGUUUGGGUAUGUCCUGUACAAAGACAAAAAGAAGAAAGGUUCCGAGACAACGAAGCAAGUGAGAGUUGAGAAUGAGUUGUAGAAAAAUACACCGAGUAAUGUCAUAGCUGAUACUCAAAAAGCUUCUGAGACUAUUGCUGAGGAACUAGAGGUGGAGUAAGUGUUGAGAAGAUCAACCCGAACUUAUCAAAGUAUCAUAUAGGUAUGUACCUUUAUUGCACUAUUUGUUGCUGACUGAUGAAAGGGAACCAGAGUCCUUUGAUGAUAUGCUGAAAUUGAAUGAUACAACUAAGUGGGAGCAAACCAUAAAGAUGAGAUGAGUUAGAUGUCUAAGCUUCAGAAUUGCUCUUUAUCAACUGAGAUGGAUGGAGUACAUGGCAAUAGCACACGAGGAGAUCUCCUCAUUUGAUGCUAUAGUUUAUUACACGGUAUACGCUUCUCAAGAAACCCAGAAUCCGAGCGCCUCUGAUGAUGAAAUUUCGAAAAAUCCCGAUGGGAAAUCAGGUUCCUCGUCCAAAAGCUCCGUUUGUGUCAAUCCCAGAACCCCCAGAGCUUCGAAACUUCGGAAGCAAUCUUACGAGGCCAGGUGUUUUGGAAGUGCCGAGAUAUGGAGGGUGCAGAUAAACUGUUCGACGAAAUGCUUAACAGAGGAGCUAAGCCUGACGUGCUGGUGAUGUUGGCUUGGCUUUCAGCUUCCAUGAUCGUGCAAGAACAGAAAACUGGCGUAUCAAUCCUGCAACAUUCUUGACAUUGAUUAAAAUUCAUGAAGUGGCUGGGAACUAUGAUGGGUGCUUGAAUUGUGUAUGAAGAAAUGAAGGCUAUAGGCAUCAAGCCGAAUUUGGUUAUACAUGCUAUGGGUAGGGCUAAAAGACCAUGGAAGAUCAAGACCCUCUACAAAGAGAUGAUUAAAAAUGGACUUUUGCCAAGUUGGACAUCUUAUGCUUCUCUUUUACAAGCCUAUGGGGGAGCCAGAUACGGUGAGGAGGCUCUCCUUGUGUACAAGGAGAUGAAGGAAAAGGAACUGCAGCGGAAUGUUAUUCUCUACCAUAUACUUUUAGCUAUGUGUGAUGUGAGUCACACUCGCAUUCUUACAGUAGCAGAACAAGCCCAGAGAAUAAGUCAACUGUGAGAAAUUCAUGCUUCGUGGACAACGUCAGCCUAUGCUUGAGGCUCAAGUCACGUUUGUGAGAAUUGUUUUAGAAAACAUGAGUGAGGAAUACAUUUGA
Messenger RNA from Cucurbita maxima (winter squash), 1241 nucleotides. RefSeq lists its product as uncharacterized. The record is from RefSeq and is a predicted model, not a curated record. NCBI's taxonomy places the organism in Eukaryota, Viridiplantae, Streptophyta, Magnoliopsida, Cucurbitales, Cucurbitaceae. The coding region runs from base 381 to 689 and encodes 102 amino acids. The transcript is spliced from 4 exons.